Molecule: messenger RNA, 2535 nt
Organism: Pan troglodytes (chimpanzee)
Lineage: Eukaryota; Metazoa; Chordata; Mammalia; Primates; Hominidae
Gene: ZNF133
Product: zinc finger protein 133
Exons: 5
Coding region: 349-2355 (668 amino acids)
Biological process (GO): regulation of transcription by RNA polymerase II
Cellular component (GO): nucleus
Molecular function (GO): DNA-binding transcription activator activity, RNA polymerase II-specific; RNA polymerase II cis-regulatory region sequence-specific DNA binding
Source: RefSeq, a predicted model, not a curated record
GUAGUUUUCGAGACAGAGGCGCUCAGAGGGAGGGUCACAGUAGGGCCAGGCACUCUUCUCGGGAGCUUCUACGUGUUUUAUACACGUGGUUAAGAAAAAAGAGGGAGAAUUCAGGUGCCACAGUGGCCAUUCUCCAGUGACCGGAGCGUGUUACUCAGAAACGGAUCCGUCAGAGGCCAAUGGGAGCUGCCGGCCUUCAGGGCGCGCCUGGUGGCGCCGAGCAUCCUGGGAGGUGUGGUCCGGGCCCUGUGCCGAGGAUUCGGGGUAGUGUAGUCCUGGCGCCCCGCUGGAGGAGCUCCCCAGCUGGUGGCUGGAGCGACCCCUUGUUCUUUGGUGGCGCUGGCACACAUGGCAUUCAGGGAUGUGGCUGUGGAUUUCACCCAGGAUGAGUGGAGGCUGCUGAGCCCUGCUCAAAGGACUCUGUACAGAGAGGUGAUGCUGGAGAACUACAGCAACCUGGUCUCACUGGGAAUUUCAUUUUCUAAACCAGAACUCAUCACCCAGCUGGAGCAAGGGAAAGAGACCUGGAGAGAGGAAAAAAAAUGUUCACCGGCAACCUGUCCAGAUCAUCAAGAAUAUGGAAACAACUGUGACCUAAAGAAAGAAGCAGAUCCAGAGCCAGAGCUCUACCUCGAUCCUUUCUGCCCUCCGGGUUUCUCCAGUCAGAAAUUCCCCAUGCAGCAUGUGCUGUGUAAUCAUCCCCCCUGGAUCUUCACAUGCUUGUGUGCAGAAGGUAACAUCCAGCCUGGGGAUCCGGGCCCAGGGGACCAGGAGAAGCAGCAACAAGCCUCUGAGGGGAGACCCUGGAGUGAUCAAGCAGAAGGUCCUGAGGGAGAAGGUGCCAUGCCUUUGUUUGGAAGAACCAAGAAAAGGACUCUGGGAGCGUUCUCCAGGCCACCCCAGAGGCAGCCAGUCAGCUCUCGGAACGGCCUCAGAGGGGUGGAGUUAGAAGCCAGCCCAGCUCAGACAGGGAACCCUGAGGAAACAGACAAAUUGUUGAAGAGGAUAGAAGUCUUAGGAUUUGGAACAGUCAACUGUGGAGAGUGUGGACUGAGCUUCAGCAAGAUGACAAACCUGCUCAGUCACCAGCGGAUACACUCAGGGGAGAAGCCCUACGUGUGUGGGGUAUGUGAGAAGGGCUUCAGCCUAAAGAAGAGCCUCGCCAGACACCAGAAGGCACACUCAGGGGAGAAGCCAAUUGUGUGCAGGGAGUGUGGACGAGGCUUUAACCGGAAGUCAACGCUAAUCAUACACGAGCGGACACACUCCGGUGAGAAACCUUACAUGUGCAGUGAGUGUGGGCGAGGCUUCAGCCAGAAGUCAAACCUCAUCAUACACCAGAGGACACACUCAGGGGAAAAGCCUUACGUGUGCCGGGAAUGUGGCAAAGGCUUCAGCCAGAAGUCAGCUGUCGUGAGACACCAGAGGACACACUUGGAGGAGAAGACCAUCGUGUGCAGUGACUGUGGCCUGGGCUUCAGCGACAGGUCAAACCUCAUCUCCCACCAGAGGACGCACUCUGGGGAGAAGCCCUAUGCCUGCAAGGAGUGUGGGCGAUGCUUCAGGCAGAGGACCACCCUUGUCAACCACCAGAGGACACACUCAAAGGAGAAGCCCUAUGUGUGCGGGGUGUGUGGGCACAGCUUCAGCCAGAAUUCAACCCUCAUCUCUCACAGGCGGACGCACACUGGGGAGAAGCCGUAUGUGUGUGGGGUGUGUGGGCGAGGCUUUAGUCUCAAGUCACACCUCAACAGACACCAGAACAUACACUCAGGGGAGAAGCCCAUUGUAUGCAAGGACUGUGGCCGGGGCUUCAGCCAGCAAUCCAACCUCAUCAGACACCAGAGGACGCACUCAGGCGAGAAGCCCAUGGUGUGUGGGGAGUGCGGGCGAGGCUUCAGCCAGAAGUCAAACCUUGUUGCACACCAGAGGACGCACUCAGGGGAGAGGCCGUAUGUGUGCCGGGAGUGCGGGCGAGGCUUUAGCCACCAGGCCGGUCUCAUCAGGCACAAGCGGAAGCACUCGAGGGAGAAGCCCUACAUGUGCAGGCAGUGUGGACUGGGCUUUGGCAAUAAGUCAGCUCUAAUCACACACAAGCGGGCUCACUCGGAAGAGAAGCCUUGUGUGUGCAGAGAGUGUGGCCAAGGCUUUCUCCAAAAGUCACACCUCACCUUACAUCAAAUGACACAUAAGGGGGAGAAGCCAUAUGUGUGCAAGACGUGUGGGCGGGGCUUCAGCCUCAAGUCUCACCUCAGCAGACACAGGAAGACCACGUCUGUCCACCACAGACUGCCAGUGCAGCCCGACCCUGAGCCGUGUGCAGGGCAACCUUCGGAUUCCUUAUACUCUCUCUGAAGGCAAAGAUGGGGACAAGGACUAAGAGUCAGAAUGUUGACACUUUGAUGAAAUGGAGUAGAGAAAUGCAUUCUGUAAGUGGUCAAAGGACAUUUGACUGUUUACUUUCUCCACACUAAGUCUUCUCCAUGUUUUGUGGCCUUCAGUUGUAAUAAACUUGGCUUCUUUAUACAUCCGUAA